Amaranthus tricolor (Joseph's coat) is the source of this 2631-nucleotide messenger RNA. Its product is annotated as delta-1-pyrroline-5-carboxylate synthase. Gene Ontology annotation, molecular function: glutamate 5-kinase activity; glutamate-5-semialdehyde dehydrogenase (NADP+) activity; ATP binding. The record is from RefSeq and is a predicted model, not a curated record. Lineage: Eukaryota; Viridiplantae; Streptophyta; Magnoliopsida; Caryophyllales; Amaranthaceae. Gene Ontology annotation, cellular component: cytoplasm. Bases 207 to 2357 code for a protein of 716 amino acids. The transcript is spliced from 20 exons.
ACAAAAUAAAAGGAAGAAUGACAUAUUUAAUUUGGCUGAGAGUCUGAGAUUAUAUAAAAUCGCAAGGUUUAGUGCCCUACCUCAAAUGUCACGCUACUAUCUCAUCUCUCUAAACCUCUCGUCCUCCAUAUCAGCUGGUUUGUUUUACUGAGUCGACUCGUCAUCUCGCUCCAAAUUCGGGGCUCUUACUCAAUCUGUAUCUCAUCAUGGAUGUUUCCAGAGCUUUUGUCAAGGAUGUUAAACGUGUCAUCGUUAAGGUUGGAACUGCUGUUGUUACGAGGAGUGAUGGGAGACUGGCACUUGGAUGGCUAGGCGCACUUUGUGAGCAGUUAAAGGAGUUGAACGCCGAAGGAUAUGAUGUCAUUUUGGUGACUUCAGGUGCCGUUAGCGCUGGUCGUCAGAGGCUUCGGUUCAGAAAAUUGGUUAACAGCAGUUUUGCUGAUCUCCAAAAACCGCAAGUUGAACUUGAUGGAAAAGCAUGUGCUGCUGUUGGACAGAAUGGUCUCAUGGCUCUCUAUGACACAUUAUUUAGUCAGUUGGAUCUAACUUCUGCCCAGCUUCUUGUCACCGACAACGACUUUAGGGAUCCAAAUUUUAGAUCACAGCUAUCGGAAACUGUGAAUCAGUUGUUGGAUCUUAAAGUUGUACCUGUAUUGAAUGAAAAUGAUGCAGUAAGUACCAGGAAAGCUCCUUAUGAGGAUUCAUCUGGUAUAUUUUGGGAUAAUGAUAGUUUAGCAGCUCUGCUCGCUAUGGAGUUAAAGGCAGAUCUACUUGUUUUAUUGAGUGAUGUGGAGGGUCUGUAUAGCGGUCCUCCAAGUGAUCCAAAAUCUAAACUUAUCCACACAUAUCUCAAAGAGAAGCAUCAGGCAGAAAUUACUUUUGGCGAUAAGUCCAGAGUGGGCAGAGGAGGUAUGACUGCCAAAGUAAAAGCAGCUGUUUAUGCUGCCUCUUAUGGAAUUCCAGUGAUCAUAGCUAGUGGGAAGGCAAAUGAUAAUAUUAUUAAAGUGCUUAAAGGCCAACGUGUGGGUACUCUGUUUCACAUGGAUGCUCAUUUAUGGGCUCAAGUUAAAGAAACUGGUGCACGUGAGAUGGCUGUUGCAGCAAGAGAGUCUUCAAGGAGGCUUCAGGCACUAUCUUCACAAGAAAGGAAAAAGAUCCUGCUAGACAUUGCUGAUGCCUUGGAAGCUAAUAAAGAAACUAUCAAGACUGAAAAUGAUGCUGAUAUUGCUGCUGCCCAACUUGCAGGGUAUGAUAAAUCAUUGGUGGCUCGAUUAGCCUUGAAACCUGGCAAGAUUUCUAGUCUUGCCAAAUCAAUUCGUGUCCUAGCUGAUAUGGAGGAUCCUAUUGGUCAAAUUCUAAAGAAAACAGAGAUCGCAGAUGGACUUGUCUUGGAGAAGACGUCCUGUCCGUUGGGGGUUCUUCUGAUUGUUUUUGAGUCUCGUCCAGAUGCUUUAGUUCAGAUAGCUUCGUUGGCCGUACGUAGUGGAAAUGGACUUCUUUUGAAGGGUGGAAAGGAGGCAAAGAGAUCUAAUGCUAUCUUACACAAGGUUAUUACCUCUGCUUUACCACAAAGAGUUGGCGAAAAGCUUAUUGGUCUAGUAACCACAAGAGAGGAAAUUCCCGAUUUGCUCAAGCUUGAUGAUGUCAUUGAUCUUGUCAUUCCAAGAGGCAGCAAUAAACUUGUUUCUCAAAUCAAAGAGUCAACAAAAAUUCCUGUACUGGGGCAUGCUGAUGGAAUUUGUCACGUUUAUGUUGACAAGUCUGCCAAUAUGGAUAUGGCAAAACAAAUUGUUAUUGAUGCGAAAAUGGACUACCCAGCAGCAUGCAACGCUAUGGAAACCUUACUUGUGCACAAGGAUUUACUACAGAAUGGAAGGUUGAAUGAGCUCGUCACCGAUCUUAGAUCAGAAGGAGUUGAUUUGUUUGGGGGACCAAGAGUUAGUGCCGUGCAAGAACUGAAUAUUCCUGCAACUCAGACAUUCCAUAAGGAGUACAAUUCACCAGCUUGUACAGUGGAGAUAGUGGAUGAUGUUCACGCUGCCAUUGACCAUAUUAAUCAACAUGGAAGUGCGCAUACUGAUUGCAUUGUAGCUGAAGAUCAAAAAGUUGCUGAAACAUUUUUGCAGCAAGUAGAUAGUGCUGCUGUGUUUCACAAUGCAAGUACAAGAUUUUGUGAUGGUGCUCGUUUUGGGUUGGGAGCUGAGGUUGGUAUUAGUACAAGUAGAAUUCAUGCUCGAGGUCCCGUUGGAGUAGAAGGCCUUUUAACCACUAGAUGGAUUCUCAAGGGAAGUGGGCAAAUUGUCGACGGUGACAAAGGCGUGAUAUAUAGCCACAAGGAUCUUUCUGUCAUUUCAUAAGCUCAAGGAAUUUCAUUCAAUUCUUAAUUGUUGAUUCCUUGGACCCCCAUAGUAGUGCAGUUCGUGUGGGGGAAAUAAGGUCUGCAUUUUUCGUGUCCUCUCUCCCGCUGCCCUUUGGGUAGUCUAGGUCUAUGUAUGUUUUAGUUUCUAAGUAACUUUAAUAACCCUUGCUCUGUAGAGGUUACCGUAGAGGCUAUUGUAGAGGUUAUUUAUUGUACCCUAGCUAAAUAAACGUUCACAUCAUAUCAACAAGUAUUCGAAUUGUUCUUUCUUC